ACAAGGUUUGUCACGCGCACGUAGGCUAAAUUGUUAAUCGAUGAAGUCGGCUUUUAUUUCACUGUACUGCGGCAAGAAAAAAACUGAGAAGCACUUACUGUAGCCAGAGUUUUUACCAGUGUUGGCAAUCGCUACGGAGCUCGCUAGUAUUCAAGUGGAAAAAGCUACAAGAAUGUACAGAAUGCGAUUUCCAUCGUCCAAUUGGCUUUUCCUGGUUUUUGCGUUGCUUCUAUCCAUUGACGCUGUCCUAGCAAGGAAAUCUGAACAAAAUGUCCACCUUCACAUGACCAAGAGAGAAAUAGAGCAUUACUUUGGUGUCAAGGAUCAUACAAAAAUUCCCGAAUACGAUAUUAGCUCGCCACAUCAUACAGACGUUAAUGGAAGGACUACGUCUCCCUUUCGCAUCAGGAGAGAUGUGGGUCAUUCAGAUAUUGUACAUUACGACGUGCAUGCAUUUGGUUCCAAAUUACGGCUUAGAUUGAAGCGAAAUGGUAAUCUCAUGGCACCGAACCUAGUUAUUGAGAGACAUCACGGAGAGGGUAUGGUAACGACUCAAUCUGCACCCAAAAACAAAUACUACUUGGGACAAGUUUUGUCCGAUCCAGAUUCCUUGGUGGCCUUGCGAGGUGACAGAAGCUUGAUGGGUAUGAUCAGGACUUCUCGAGAAACACUAUUUAUACAGCCGCUCUCGACACACUUGGCCAGGAGAGUGAGGAGAAAUGCAUACUCUACACCGCACUUGAUUUACAGAAUUCCAACACAAGAAGCGGUUUCCUGUGAAAUGCAGUCAACAGGAAAAGAUCGUAUCAAGAGAUCUACACUUUAUAGGAAGACUCGUGAAGUAAACAAAAAUGGCUAUAAAUUUCUUGAAGGAGCUUUAAUUGUUCCUAAAAGCUACGAACAGAAGUAUGGAACAGAUAAAUUUGCCACAGUACUCCUCGCUAUUGCCAACAUGGCUAAUUUCUCUAAGAUCGACAGCAAUAGCAAAAAGCUGACUCAGAUGUUGAAAUGGGCGGGACCUUCAACACUGAAAAGUAUUAACGACCCGGAUCACUAUGACGUGUUCAGUUAUGUGUCAAAUGAAAUAAAAAGCGGAGGUCUCGCCAUAGCUAACCAGAUCUGUUCCAAGGCAGGCGCUGGGAAUGGUAACGUCAACGCUGAUGUUGGUCUUCAAACUGCACUUCACGUCGCACACGAGAUAGGUCACAAAUUCCUUUGUCGCACAUUGGCUCGGGAAAACGAACCACCUGGAUCUAAUUUUAUUUUUACAUUAGAAUCUUUUAACAAUAACACGACGAGAUUUGUCGGAAGUUUCGUGUGUCGUGACUUGAAAGUUAAGGCUAAUUUCACCAAGGUCGACAGCAAUAGCAAGAAGCUGACACAGGUGUUGAAAUGGGCGGGACCUUCAACACUAAAAAGUAAUAACGACCCGGAUCACUAUGACGUGUUCAGUUACGUGUCAAAUGAAAUAAAAAGCGGAGGUCUCGCCAUUGCUAACCAGAUCUGCUCCAAGGCAGGCGCAGGGAAUGGUAACAUCAACGCUGAUGUUGGUCUUCAAACUGCACUUCACGUCGCACACGAGAUAGGUCACAAUCUUUACCUUGAUCAUGAUGGCGAUGUAGGGUGUCCGCAGCAUCAAUACAUUAUGGAAGCUGUUUUACCGAGUGGUAUCUAUGCAGCAACCUGGUCAAAUUGUUCGCGGAGGGUCCUUCAGGAAUUCUUAGGAGGCAGCAAGUCUUGGUGUUUAGAUAACACACCCCUCGGCGAUCUUCCAACCCUUAAACCUGAGUAUCACGGCAAACUUCCCGGGGAAAUCUUCGAUGGAGACGCUCAGUGUGUCAUGCAGUACGGCGCUGAUUACGUAUUGUCACCUCAUCAAAAGGGAGUAUGCGAUAAGUUAUAUUGCUUUAAUCCUAAAAGUGGAACGCAAUUGAGUCGACUUGCACCGAUAGCUGAUGGGGCACCCUGUGCAGAACGCAAGUGGUGCAUAAGCGGGAAAUGUGUAGACAAUGGCAAACCAAGGAUUCAUGGAGGUUGGAGCGCGUGGUCUCGUUACGACUCACCAUGUACACGGCCAUGUAACGGCGGAGUCACGUUCAAAACUCGAACUUGUACAAACCCUGUACCAUCUAAUGGCGGGGAAUCCUGCGUGGGAGAAAGCAAGGAAUGGAAAAUUUGUAACCCGCAGGCCUGUCAAGAAGGAGCAAAAACGUUUAGAGAGGAGCAGUGUUUAAGAAAGCAAUCUGGCUCAGUUCCCUACUUUGUUUCAAGUUCCCUUUGUGAAUUAUAUUGUCGUGUCGGAAGCCUUGUGAGUGGCAAAGGUACCGUAGAAGACGGAACGCGUUGCAAAGCAGACAAAAACACUUAUGAUGUGUGUAUCCAAGGAAAAUGCCGACCGGUUGGUUGUGAUCACGUUCUGGACUCCAACGCAAUGGUGGAUCGCUGUGGCAAAUGUGGCGGCAAUGGGGACCAAUGCUUCGUUAUUUCUGGAAGUUACACGGCCUCUCACACUGUAAAAGUCCCUCGAUUUCUUACCGAGCAAUCCAUGAAGAUAAAACAGUUUUGCGGGUUGCAAAUUGUAAUAUUCUCUGAGAAUUCUGAAGACGAAGUAAGGGAGGGGGGGGGAGAGUGGUUAUUUGUCGGACAUUCCGACAGCUUACUUUGUCACCUUAUGAUUUCAAACUGUCCUUCGUUCCUUUAUUUUCAGUAUGUUUAUGUCCAAGGUGGAAAUCCAGGAGUAGACUUUGACUUUAAAAGGGUCGUGCAACCUUCCGACACACCGCCUGAGAAUAAAUUUGAAUGGGUGACAUACACGUGGUCCGCCUGUUCCACAACGUGUGGCCAAGGUACAAACUCUUGUAACACAAGAAUUUUUGCUUUCAGAUGGCACACCACUGAUUGGUCAACAUGCUCCAGAUCAUGUGGCAAUGGGUUGCAGACACGCGAUGUCAUCUGCCGUAAGAAGAUCAACCCUACAGAGUAUGGACCAAGCACAAACUGUCCUGCUGAUCAAAAACCCAGCAUUUCUGAGAAUGUUCGAUAUUGUAACAGCAUCGAUUGCUUGGCUGAUUGGGACACUCAAAAGGGGCUACUGAGAGACAAAUGCGGGAAGCCAAUUGAUCCAGCGAUGCUCUCUUGUUACCGAUUGGAUAAGUUUGGCCAAAAAGCCAUGGUUCCGAAUCUUUUAUGUAGGUACAGAGCUAAGCCGACACGUCUCCCAUGUACAACUACAUCAUAUCGUUCACAAUCAUAUCGACAUCAAUAUGCAAUAUUUACCAGCGUAUUGGUUCCUGUGCUUCAGAUGUUGCUGGAGUAUUAUAAUUUGGGAUAGGUUGCAUUUACUGACGUCUGUCAUUGAAGGAACUUUGAUUUUAAAUUGUUAGAGGUCCCUUUUGUUACAUGUCAAAUGACUCUCUCUCCUUGGGAGUGGGAAAGGAUGCUCUGUUACAUAUA
Molecule: messenger RNA, 3453 nt
Organism: Pocillopora damicornis (cauliflower coral)
Lineage: Eukaryota; Metazoa; Cnidaria; Anthozoa; Scleractinia; Pocilloporidae
Product: A disintegrin and metalloproteinase with thrombospondin motifs 16
Biological process (GO): proteolysis; extracellular matrix organization
Cellular component (GO): extracellular matrix
Molecular function (GO): metalloendopeptidase activity
Source: RefSeq, a predicted model, not a curated record